AUGGCUUCCUCCUCGUCCUCCAAGCCAGGCGCUGCCAAACGCCUGCAAACCAGCACCGCGUCCACGCUCGCCCUGUGCAACCAACUCGCCGCCUCACUCGACACCAUCUACAAGGACCCCUCCAGCGCCGUAGGCCCCUCCACCGACCUCAACAUCGUCCCGCUCGACCUCGCCCGCGACGCCGCCACCCUCGUCCGCGCCCACGCCACCAAGCUCUCCCUUCUCCUCCUCAACGAGCCCUUUACGCCCUCGGCCGUCGCCGACGUGCUGCAGCAGCUGCUCGCCGGCGGGCCCCUGCUGGGCCUCGCCUCGGCCGCCGAAGCCUGCGACGCGGCGCGGUAUACGGCGUUUUUCCGCAAAGAGCUCGCGUGGCGCGCGCGGCGCGUGCUGCUCUCUCUGGUCGAACUUGUCGGCAAGAUUCCGCAACACGGUGUUGCCGGAGGCGCGGGGGACAAGAGCAGCUUGCCGGCGACGGGGAUACUGUGGGCGGCAUGUGACGAUGUCGUGGCGCUUGUCGGUGGCGGAAUUGGUGGUUAUUUUGUCAAGAGUCUGGAGGAGUGGCAAGAUACCCUGAAAGAUGUGUCGGAGGAGCUCAGGGACUGGGGCGACGAAGAACCCGACGGCGACGACGACGACAACGACAACGACGACAACGAUGAUGAUGAUGACGACAAUGACGACAAAGCCCACGAACCCAACACCGAUAUACAAGACACCGCCUCCUCCACCCAAGCCAUGCUCGACGAUUUCAUGAGCGCCGGCCAAGCCAUUCCCCUUGACGAUCCCCACAGCAUCCGCCCGCGUCUCGAGUCCACCCUCCGCCGCGUCCGCCUCGUCGUGCUGCUCUACCAAGCCAUCAGCAAGCGUCGUCUGCGCAAACUCCCUCCCUUACCGCCCUCCUCCACCAGCAACCUGCCGCAGCGACUCGAUGAGGCCGCGCAGGUGCUCGGAGCGCUCCCCGACGCCUUUGGCGACCUCGCCUCGGCCUUUUACGACAUGGAGCCCACGCCGAUUGACCGCGUCGCCGAGGACUGCUUCGUCAAGGCGUGUGCCGCGGGGGAACUGCUCCGGGUCGCGUGGGAUGGUGGCGAGGACGAGUUUUCAGAGUGGACGGAAAAGUUCAAGGCGGAAAUCAAAAAGAGUUAG
Cordyceps militaris CM01 is the source of this 1146-nucleotide messenger RNA. RefSeq lists its product as uncharacterized. Gene Ontology annotation, cellular component: nucleus. The transcript has a single exon. NCBI's taxonomy places the organism in Eukaryota, Fungi, Ascomycota, Sordariomycetes, Hypocreales, Cordycipitaceae. Bases 1 to 1146 code for a protein of 381 amino acids. Gene Ontology annotation, biological process: regulation of cell cycle. The record is from RefSeq and is a predicted model, not a curated record.